AUGCCUAACCUUAAAAACUUCAAGUACAACAGGGCCAGGCAUUUCCGCAUGAUGGACAGAAAUCUCUGUGCCAACUUGAUCCGUCAUGAAUACAUUAUCACCGGCAGAGCCAAAGCCAAACGUGCACAGGCCAAGAUCGAGCAGUUCUUAGGCAAAGCAUUGCAUCAAAACAAGUCGUUGGGCAAUUCUCCACUCGAAGAAAGACUCUCCAAUGUCAAAGCACUCGAGUUCUUGCAACUCCCUGACAGACAAGAGGUGGGCAGUAAGGUGUUAGACGACCUCAGUAAAAGAUUCGUUGACCGUGCACAUGGUUUCACCCGUAUUAUCAAGUUGGAGCGCCGUUUGGGUGAUGACAAGGCUGAGAUGUCUGUGUUGGAGCUUGUAGACUCUGACUUUGAAAUUAAAUUCUGGUAUACGGCCAAGAUCGUGGCUCGUUUGGAGUUGCAAGGCCUUCCGGUCGAUGAGUUGACCCAACACAACGUCACCAAGUUGACGCAGCUAAGGAUAAACGGAGAGGAGAGAUUCAGACAGGCUGUGGAGGAGGCCAAGGAGGUAUUUUUCGCCGAGGAUGUUCGCAAAAUCAAACAACUUGCAGAGGCUGGCGAGCCCGCUUCGUUGGAACAGAUGGAUGAGUCAGUGGAUCUGGCUGCAAUCCAGGACGACUGGCCACAGCAUCUCAGACAAAAGACGCCUAAGGGAACAUACCUUAAGAAUAGACCAUCAGAGCUGUUCUUGAAGUUGGCAAAGAAUUUCGGUAAGUCCAAGCAGUAUCCUACUAUUCCUAGACCUGCGAAGGUUGAAGCUGUCAUUCCCAAGUCGCCUUUCCUUAAGUAA
Messenger RNA from Australozyma saopauloensis, 834 nucleotides. RefSeq names its product mitochondrial 54S ribosomal protein bL17m (gene MRPL8). The record is from RefSeq and is a predicted model, not a curated record. The coding region runs from base 1 to 834 and encodes 277 amino acids. Gene Ontology annotation, cellular component: ribosome; mitochondrial large ribosomal subunit. Gene Ontology annotation, biological process: translation. The transcript has a single exon. Gene Ontology annotation, molecular function: structural constituent of ribosome. NCBI's taxonomy places the organism in Eukaryota, Fungi, Ascomycota, Pichiomycetes, Serinales, Metschnikowiaceae.